This is a messenger RNA of Siniperca chuatsi (mandarin fish), 4599 nucleotides long. It is a transcript of the gene rbm6, whose product is annotated as RNA-binding protein 6. The coding region runs from base 174 to 4145 and encodes 1323 amino acids. Gene Ontology annotation, cellular component: nucleus. Gene Ontology annotation, biological process: mRNA splicing, via spliceosome. The transcript has 23 exons. The record is from RefSeq and is a predicted model, not a curated record. Lineage: Eukaryota; Metazoa; Chordata; Actinopteri; Centrarchiformes; Sinipercidae. Gene Ontology annotation, molecular function: RNA binding.
AGCGAAGAAGAAUUAGCUUCGUCUCCGCUGCAGCAACAGAAGAAGAAGGACGUCGGUCUCCAUUUGUCAUCAGUUCGUUGAAGCAAUCGACGGCCUGGACGACAAUUCUCUGAAAUAUCAAUACUGAGCUUGAAGAACAAGCAAGCAAGAUAAGAUACUACUGACUUACAAACAUGUGGGAUGGACCAGGACCAGGGCAAGGACCACGGGGAGGACCACCCUUUCGUGGUGAUCAUCGUGGAGAAAUGUUUGGUGGCAGAGAUCGUCCCAUGCCUGAUUAUAGAGGUAGAGAUGGGAUGAACAUGGGUCCCAUGGGUCAUAUGGGCCCAAGACCUCUAGAUCUACCACCUAUGGAUAUGAGGAGGAUGGAUGGGCCACCCAUGAGGGGCCGUGAUAUGGACCCACGAGAUAUGCGAGGUAGAGAGCCAAACAGAGAUUUUUUUAGACCUGGAGAAGAGCCAGACUUCAGUCUUAGAAGGCACUAUGAAACUGCCAUCAGAGACAAACUGAUGAAUUCUUCUGAUUUCCCGGGACCAGGUAGGAACCCAGUAGACAUGGGGGGGAGGGGUAUGCCACCACGGGAGCCAAACAGCAGAUUUAUGGACAUGAGAGACAGAGAGUCAUUUCAUUACGACAUGCCACCGUUCAACAAUCCUAAUAUUGAUGGAAGAAGAGGGUUUCCCGUGGACAGAAUGGAGCGAAGUGAUGGAUUUAGGGACGUGCGUGACAGGCCCCCAAUGGGCAUCGGUGACACUGAUCGCUUUGAUAUGGACUUACCUCCACGUGAAAGGAGGAUGAUGGACACUGACAGAAGAGGAGGGCCGCCUGUCAAUCCAAGAGGUGGAUUUGAUUCUGAUACAGAUUUCAGAAAUCGUCUUGGACCAUCAGCUGAAUUUAGAGGUAGGGAUCGAUCUCCCUUAAGAUUUGGAAACAGUGAUGUCUCUCCAGUGGACAGGGCAAGAUCAGACAUACCUUCAGAUGUUGCUGGCCCUCAAAGAUCAGAGUUUAUGGGUGCAGAAGUCAGAGAGAGAGAAUAUACGGAUUCAAGUGGCAGUCCCCUUAUGGAUUAUCGAAGUGGUGAAGAGAUGACUCUUGCAGAGGAAUGGAAGAACCGUCGAAAGGACAAGAACCCGUUCUCAAACAUGGGUAAAGGUAUGGGAGGUGUACCCGAACCCAGCUUCCCUGUAGGUUUUGGCAGAGACGUGAAUGUUAGAGAUCCACCACCAUUUCAGGAAAGGAAUCGGCCAUCUGUUGAAUUCCCAGGGAAAGAUGCUGGCUUUCCUCAUGGUGACCAAUUUCCUGCUAUGGAGCUACCAUCAAUUGGCAGAAAAGCUCCACAAGACCAUCCACUGCUGGAAAUAAGUACCCAUACUGGCCCUCAUGGGAGAGAAAAUGAGAGUAAACAUUGGCUUGGAGAAAGGGACCCAAAGCAUAGUCAGAAUAAAUCAAAUCAUGACGAAAGACCCCCUUACCAUAAAGAGAAGAAUCAGAUUCAGGUGCCAAGUGAUUGUUUUAAAGGGCUGAAAGAUAUCCCACACAAUCAGGUACCUGCCAGGGAUAAGAUGGGGACUGAACGCGAUUUCCAAAGCAGCAGCACUGUACAGACAAGAGACCAAGACUACAGGGACAUCGAUUACAGGACAGGGUCCGGGAGGGCUUUUGAUUACAAACGCGAGGCACUUCAAGCACCAGAGAAACUCAUCAAAGAGUCUAAACCAAUCACACCUUCAAAAUUUAGUGAGUCUGGUUCUCAGGAUCAAGAUUACAGGAGUGCAUCAGUGGAGGACAAAGUUUCCAAUACAAUAUCCAUAAUUGGUAUUCCAAAGACUGCCACAAUGGAGCAGAUUCUUGGUGCCUUUGCCGUCCGUGAUGGUGUGCCAAUGCAGGGAAUGAAAAUCAAAAAUGUUGUGCCAGGUUACAGCUACGAUACGGCCUAUGUGGAGUUUUUAAACCUCGAGGAUGCAGUCCACUUCAUGGAGUCCAACAAGGGAUCCCUAAAGGUUGGCACUAGAACAACAUCCAUGAAGUACAUCCAGCCAGACGAGCUUGAAAGGGGUGUUAAUGAGUCAGAUAACAAAUUACCUCAACUCCGGGAGCCCCAGUUGCCCAGACCAGAUGAACCUUUAGAAGAGUUGAAGACCAACCUGAAUGGGUCCAAACCAAAAGACCCUAUUGAGCCAUUGUCCCACAACCAGUGGCAGCGUAGCUCUGACUUGACUCCAGAGGCCUGGCAGCAGCAGGUGGACCAAAAGCUCCAACAGCAAGAAACUGAGCAGCAGGCAGAAUCUUGGGGCAACCGCAACCUUCCUCAUCACAGUUCACACCAGUCUGACUCCGUCUUUAGAGAUAGCAAAACCAUGAUAAUAAAAAAUGUGAAGCCCACCACCACAGUAGAGACUAUCCUGAAAGCCUUGGAUCCCUUUGCAUAUCUGGAUGAAAGAAAUGUUCGCCUAGUCAAGGCCAAGCCACCAGGAGCUAAGUGCUUCUGCUUCGUUGACAUGGACUCCCAUGAGCAAGUGACACGUCUGGUUGAGCUCCUCACUAAACCCAGACCCCUUUAUAUUGAUGGAGUCAGAGUUUAUGCUGAGGUCGCAAAACCACUGAAAAACCAAAAUUUCAGAAGAGACUUUGAUAAACCAACCAGUUCCAUCCUUGGGUAUCCACCUGAGGUCAGCAUGAUGGGGCAGCAGCAGUACCCACAACCUCCACAGUACUCGCAGCCUCUGCAGCCACCUGCUGGUGCCUCUGCUGGAAUGCAAGCAGGUGAUUUGAUGACUGGCAGCACUAAUCAUGCUCUGUCAUCAGACCCCAGCACUGGACAGGGAGUUGGCUACGGUGAGGCUCCACCUGUGGAUCCGUCGUUCCAGGCUGGUGGACCCCAUGUGCCCACAGAAUCAGCUGGGAUGACAGUCACCGUAGAUGGAUCACAGACCUACAUCUUUGGCUCUGAGACUCCAGACAUGACCAACUACUUGUACGAUGCUACGUCAGGCUUCUUCUACGAUCCUGAGACAACACUGUACUAUGACCCUGGCUCAAGGUAUUUCUACAAUGCUCAAACCCAGGAGUACAUGUACUGGGAUGCUGCUUCAAAGACUUUCAUCCCAGUUCCAGGAGGGAACUCUGCAGAGACCCAACCUGUGACCAUGACUGUUGAAGACCAGGCCAUUCUUUCCAACCCAGCAGCAGAUGCUCCUCUGGAAAUGAAGAAACCAUCGGUGCCUGCCCUCACAGCAGCAGUUACAGCACCAGUUCCCGUUUCUGUUGCCAGCUCUGAUUCGGAGCCUGUCCCGACUUCUACAGCAGCUGCUGAGAAGAAAGACGACGACGACUCUACUAAAAAGGACAAAGACGAGAAGCCGAGAAGUCUUGCUGCUGUCAAGAUCAUGAAAGAUAUGGAGCGCUGGGCAAAGAUCCAGAAUCGUCAAAAGGAAAGCGUCCGCGCCGCAUCACCAUUGCUGAAGACUGGAAUGGACGAUGAUAGGAGGCAAUCCAAGUCUGCUGAUGCUGGUUUCGCUAUCUUUGAGAGGAAGAUCUCAGGUGGAGAUGAUCUUUUUAAGAAGCCCCUUGCUCCUCCUAAGAAAGAUGAAAAGUCAAAGCGUCCAAUGGGCUCACUUGGUCUUCUGGCAUCAGACUAUGCAGCUGGAAGUGAUGAAGAGGUUGAAGAAGAUAAGGAGGAGGCAGCUAAAGGCAGUCAGGGUGGCCAGUCUGAAGACAAGGACAACAAGCUGACAGACUGGAAGAAGAUGGCCUGCCUGCUGUGUAGGAGACAGUUCCCCAACAAGGACGCUCUGCUCCGCCACCAGCAGCUUUCCGACCUGCACAAACAAAAUAUGGAAAUCCACCUUAAGAUCAAGAGGUCAAAGAAGGAACUAGAGGCGCUGGAGAACCAGGAAAAAGAACUAAAUGCCAAAGAAACCUCCAGGUCACCAGAACAGAAAAGAAGAAAACACCAUCAACAGCCGCAGCAUCAUAAUACCUGGGCUGGAAGCUCCAGGGAGAUGAAUAAAGUCAGUGAUAGACCUGGUUUAGGAGCUGAACCUGUCCCGCAGAAGAAAAAGAAAGAGCCUGUAGUUUGGGACCAUGCCACCUACAAACAAGCAGUACGCAAGGCCAUGUUUGCACGGUUCAAGGAACUCGAGUGAUUUCAUCUGAACACAUCCUCACUUUGAUAUGUGAAUUUUUAAUGACAUGCUUGCCCACCUUGGCAUGAGAAAUCCCUUUGACUGUCGUUAUGUUUCUCUGCCUUGGACAUUAUCACACUAUAGAGCCACAGUAUUCUACACUGAAAUGAAGAACUGUGUGGUCUAUAAAUCACAUUACAAGGCUACUGUGGAGCUAAAAAGACUAUUUGACGUCCCCACCAAUGUAUGUUGUAUAGAAAGUGUUUAUUCAUGCCGUUAAUUUGAGUAUUUUUGCCCAUGUCUUCGUAUGUAGACUCGUGAAAUGUGUCCAGGUUGUCUUUUUUAAAUGAUACUGUCGCACUGGCCACAAUUACAUUUUGUUUUAAAACUGAGCAAUUUUUUUACAUUUUCAUGUGUCUGAAUUGCUAUUAUAUGUACACAUUUUUAAGUAAAAAAAAAAAGUAUGGGAUAACCA